AUGAAUAAUAAAUAAAAAGAAGCACAAUACUCUUAACAUCCAUCAAUAAGGAAUUUAUUUAUUACUAAAUAAGAUAAAUCAAUUGUAAAGGAAUUUUCUGAAACAUCUGAUAUUAACUUAAAUAAUCGAAAAAAAUUAGUUAAACUCUAAUAAAAAUACGGAGAUUAACAUAGUUAAUAUGCUUUGGGAAUUAAAAUCAUAUAGAAAAAGAAUAAUUGUAAAAAAAUAAUAGUGAACUAUAAUUGCGAUCAAUCUGCUAUACCUUUAUCUUAAAUUAUUAUACCUGAAUUGCCAUCUUAAGUUAAAUCCACUAUACCUUAAUCUUAAGUUAGUCCCAUUUUACCUUAAUCCUAAGAUAAAUACAAAAUACCAAAACUCUAAAUCUAAAUAUUUAGAAAUUUGUACUAAAUUUAUGGAUUUUUAAACACAAAUAACAUUUACCAUAGAAACCUAAAACCUAAUAAUAUCAUUUUAUAUAAUAACUAAUUAUUUCUUACGGAUUUUUGUCACAUAGAAGGAUAAUGGUUUACCGAUUAAAUCAAUUUUUAUGGUCAAUAAAAUAACAGUGAUCAUCAAAAUAAUACAAAUCCAUAUCUAUCGCCAGAAAUAUAAGGCAUAAUUGCUAAGUAUAAAUAAACUUAAGUUGAAGAUUAUAAUGCUUUAUAAAAUAGGGAUUAAUUAUCUGUAAAAAAGCAGGAUUAAUUUGCAAUUGCAAUUAUGAUGUUAGAGGUUUUUAAAACUUUAGAAAAUAGGGAUUUAACUUCUGUUUAAAUAAGAUAACAAGAGAUUAAUGAAUUAAUUUUAUCUUAGUUUACAGAAGAAGACGCAAAAUUCAUUAAAAAUACAAUAUCUGGCUUAUUAGAAUUAAGUGAAUUCAAUGAAAAAGAUUAUAAUGAUAACUUAAAUAAAAUUGAAUAAAUAGAAAAAUAGCUUGAUAAUUAUCAGAUUAAUAAAUAAGCCUUAAUGAAUUAAAACUAUAAGAAUUUAGUUAAAUAGUUGUUGGAAAAUAACAAAAUUAAUUUUGAUUUGAAAUUACUUUUUUUUUUUACUAAAUAAGAAUUAAACCAUUUAUCUAUUUAACAUGUAACAAAUUAAAAAUUAAAAUAAGAGAUAAAAAGAUUUUUUAGGAUCUAUGAAGAUAUUGAUAAAGGAAGAUUAAAUGAUAUUAAGGGAUUAAAGGAAUAUGAUUUAUUAUUGAUUAGUUUAAUUUAUUUGGAUGAUUAAAUAUAAUCAUUACAAAAAAGUAAAAGUAUAAUGUCCGAAGAACUAUUACGAUAUCACAUACUGAAAAGAGAACUGAGAGAAUAUUAUGAUUAAUUAAAUAAAAUGUAAUAAAGUGACUUUACAUUUAAUACUAUCUAAUAAGCAGAUAUACAAAUAAAUCAAAAUCAAAAUUAAAAUAAUCUUUAACCAUAAAAUAUAAACAAUAUCUAAAAUUAUAAUCUCUAAUAAGCAGAUAUAAAAAUAAAUGAAAAUCAAAAUCAAAAUAAUCUUUAACCAUAAAAUAUAAACAAUAUCUAAAAUUAUAAUCUCAAACGCUAUUAUUAAUUUAUGAGGUGUAUUAGAUAAAAAAUAGAUAAUAUUUAUCAAUGUAAAGGUAAUUCUAAUGAGAUAUAUAUUGGUAAAAUUGAAAACAAUAAUAUUUUCACUGGUGAAAUGAUAUAAUUAGAAGAAGAAAAAAGAAAGGAUAAAUAAGAAGAAAAAGUUGUAUUAAUCAAGCACUUUUUUAAAAUAACAUUAGACAAUAUGGAAAUUAAAAGCAUAAAAGACUAAUAACCUAAGUCAUAAAUUAUUUAUUUCAAGGAAAGUAAACAUCCAGGAAAUUUUAACAAAAUUAUUGAAUAUAUUGGUGAAAUUAAAAAUGGGAAAAAAAAUGGAAAGGGAGAAGAAAAAAAUUUCAUUAACAAUAUGUCCUAUGUUGGGGAAUGGAAAAAUGAUUAAAUGUUCGGAAAAGGAACUAAGAAAAUAAUAAAUACUGAAUUUACACCUUUAAAUAGUCCCUAUAAAUGGAAAGGAACAUUUGUAAAUUCUUAAUUAAAUGGGGAUAAAAUAAAGACAUAUUUAUUAGAUCGUAAGAGAAAAAUUUGGUUAGAGGGAAAAUAUCAAAAUGAUUAUAAAAUAAGGACUCAUAUUUGUUAUGAGAAAAAACAAGGAAAUAAUAAAAAUGAUGUUCUUUACAAAGCUUACUAUGUAAAUUGUUUUCAGAAAGAAUAUUCAUUUUUUAGGUAGAUUAAUUGA
Paramecium pentaurelia is the source of this 2238-nucleotide messenger RNA. NCBI's taxonomy places the organism in Eukaryota, Ciliophora, Oligohymenophorea, Peniculida, Parameciidae. The record is from the annotation of a GenBank genome assembly.